CUAUAUAAAAUGAAUGAUUUUGAAAUCAUUUUCUUCAUAACAUAACUUGAGAUAGACGUAAGCGCAUAAGAGGGCGGUAUUGUAAUAGCGACUGCGCAAUCAAUCGAAAUAGCAUGAUACAAUAUACAUGUAUAGUAUAGAAGUGGGGAUAUUUCUUCUAGUAUCUCUCUCGUUUCAUUCGUUAGUAUGGUUUUUAGUAAGUUCGAAUUUAUACAAGAUUUAUGAUGUUUAAUCGCGCUUAAAUUGUGAAUGAUAAUAACGAAAUAUGCAAUUUAGUUUAUUUUGCUUUCUCGUAAAAAAGUUCGUACAUGUUCGUAUGUGAAUGCGCCUCAAUUUUAUAUUUUUCUAUAUUUUGUCGUACUGUUAUCAAUAUGUGUCACUGAAUUUUUUUCAAUCACAAAUUUACAUAUCUCGGCAAUUAGAUGAAAAAUGUCGAAAUCCGGUGACAAACAAAGUUACGCGCAGACAUAUAAACUCGUUGUUGUUGGUGCGGGUGGUGUCGGAAAAUCUGCGAUCACAAUACAAUUCAUUCAAAGUUAUUUUGUAACUGAUUAUGAUCCAACAAUUGAAGAUUCUUAUACCAAACAAUGUGUUAUUGAUGAUAUUCCUGCAAAACUUGAUAUAUUAGAUACAGCAGGUCAAGAAGAAUUUAGUGCAAUGCGAGAACAAUAUAUGAGAAGUGGUGAAGGUUUCCUUCUUGUGUUUUCAAUAACUGAUCUUUCAUCUUUUGAUGAAAUAUUAAAAUUUCACAAGCAGAUACUUAGAGUAAAGGAUCGAGAAGAGUUUCCUAUGCUUAUGGUUGGUAACAAAGCUGAUUUGGAUUAUCAUAGAGUUAUUGAAGUUGAAGAAGCACAAAACAGAGCUCGCCGAUUAAAAAUUCCUUACAUUGAAUGUAGUGCAAAAUUAAGGAUGAAUGUUGACCAAGCUUUUCACGAAUUAGUGAGAAUUGUCAGAAAAUUUCAAUUGUCUGAAAGACCACCAUUAGAACUAAAUUAUAAGAAAAAUAAAAAGAAAUGUUGUAUGCUAUAAUA
Molecule: messenger RNA, 1031 nt
Organism: Apis laboriosa (Himalayan honeybee)
Lineage: Eukaryota; Metazoa; Arthropoda; Insecta; Hymenoptera; Apidae
Gene: Ras64B
Product: ras-like protein 2
Exons: 4
Coding region: 430-1029 (199 amino acids)
Biological process (GO): signal transduction
Cellular component (GO): plasma membrane
Molecular function (GO): GTPase activity; GTP binding; GDP binding
Source: RefSeq, a predicted model, not a curated record